Mauremys reevesii (Reeves's turtle) is the source of this 727-nucleotide messenger RNA. It is a transcript of the gene CCDC59, whose product is annotated as coiled-coil domain containing 59. The record is from RefSeq and is a predicted model, not a curated record. The transcript is spliced from 4 exons. Gene Ontology annotation, cellular component: nucleus. Bases 64 to 678 code for a protein of 204 amino acids. Lineage: Eukaryota; Metazoa; Chordata; Testudines; Geoemydidae.
CGGGCGCUGUUUGGUGACGUGUUCAGAGCGCGACGACGAGUCUGAGGGACCGGAGGAAGGCUGAUGGCACCGGCGGGGACGAACAGGAGCCGGGCUGCCCCGAAGAAAAACACCGCGGCGGCCCAGGGUCCCCGCCGAAAGCGCCAAUGGAGGCCGGACCCGCGGCGGAGCUUUCUGGGGAACGCUCGGGAGGGACAAGGAUUUGCAUUUUGGAGAAAGCAAAAGAUCCAACGGGAAUACAAGAAAUUACUAAAAAAGGAAGGAAAAGCACAUCCUCAAUGGAAAGUUCAAUAUACAGAUUCUUACCCAGAUAACUUGAAGCAUCUCUAUUUAGCUGAAAAGGAAAUGCUUCAAAAACAAUCAAAAUCUAAAAGAACUGAAGUUUUGUUAGAACAAAAAUGCAGCAUAACAGUAACGUCAGAUACGACUCAAAGGAAGUUUAAAAAGAAAACUUCAAAUCAAAAAGCAAAAGAAGAAUAUGAGAAAAUAAAGGCUGAACGUGCCAAAAAGAAAGAGGAAGCCGAGAAAAGGAUACGAGAAAGAGAAGAAGCUCAAAGGCUCUACAAGCAAAAGAAAAUGGAAGCUUAUAAAAUAUUAAGUAAAAGGACCAAAAAGGGACAGCCAAAUCUAAAUGUACAAAUAGAAUUUCUCCUUCAGAAAAUACAACAAAAACCAUAGACCAGAUUAUCUUCUCUUUUCAGUGAAUUAAAUCAAUCCACUAAAUAUA